UUUUUUCAAAAUACAGUCAAAACUCUAUUACCUAAACAGACUUGCGCACGGGCUUUCGUUGAAGCAUAUAGUGCCAAGUUUGACAGCUAACUUUCCGGUAGUCUUAUCGCGUCAAUUUUACAUAGAGAAAGUUAAAAUCUCGAGCUUUUGGUGAUAGAAGUUGGACUUAUUUACAAUCCCAUCUUAUUGAAAAAUUGCUUUGUUUCUUCAGUUUUUCUCUUGCACACCCGACCCUGCUCUCUCCUUUUUUCACUGCGGUUUUACUCUUGCCAACAUGAGCAUAGCUAACGUUUCAUCCCCUGAAGAUAACUAUGGAAGAUCUGGAAACUUGUUACCACCUGAGAGACCGUCACCAGCAAUCUAUCAAAACUUUGAAGAGGGAGGUAUUUCAUUUGGGAACUACAUGAACCAGAAUGGAGACAUGACCUUUGAACAGAGAGUGAUCGAGAACUACUUGAUGCCGAGUGCAGGCAUAGGUGAGAACUCCUUGAUGCCGUGUGUAGGUAUAGGUGUGAACUCCUUGAUGCCGAUGCCGAGUGCAGGCAUAGGUGAGAACUCCUUGAUGCCGAUACCGAGUGCAGGCAUAGGUGAUUUGGUUUUUCAGCCCUCAGCAACCUUUGAGAACCCUGAUCCUCGUAUGAUGGGGAUGUCAUACCUUGAAAAUCCCUUUAAAGAGAUUGGAGCCUCGUCACAGUAUGAGAGAGUGACACCAGCAACCAAUCGGGACUUUCAAAAUGGAGAGAACGAAGAACUGGAUCAUAAUCAGAUAAACAAGUCGAUAUCGCGUAUAGGCAUGAAAAGACGCUUUGAUAAGCUUGACAAAUCGAAAGCUAAAAAAAAAGGCAUAGAGUACCAGUGCAACUCCCAACAAUCACCAAUGCGGAAAAAUAAAAAAUAUACAAAGGAAGAGCUUGCCGAAAAGAAAACUGGGCAGGAAAUAAGGACGGUAUACAGACAUCGGAUUGACAGACAGAUAGCACAAGAUAAGGAGACAGAUAUGAAAUCAGUGCUCGUCAAGCGAUGGCCAAUGCAACCGGAUGUGCAGGGCAUUCAGCAAGAGUUCCAAGAAGUAGCUAAUGCCAAUUUAGAACCAGAAGAGGAUAAGGAAAGAUCGCUAGAAGUAGCAUCCAAGUUUGAUAUAUUACAACAACAACGUAAAAAGCACUCAACAACAGCUGGGAACCGUGAUCGAUUGGAUUACAUCGUGAAUCAUUUAGGUUUAUAUUUCCAGGAUUCCUUCUUGGAGAAAUUAAAGGAACAGUGUUCUGGAAGGUCCCCAUCUCUACUCUCUGCUUUUAGUGAUCUGGUACACCAAGUUUAUGACAAAGGCAACAACAAAGUGGGGAAAGAAAGUUUCCCAGGCUUACAAGAAGAGUUGAAGAAAAUCAGUUGGGAGGAAGUUCCAAGCUUCCUUGAAUCUAUUGUGAGUCGAAUCGAAAAGGAUCGUGGAAUAGUUACUGAUUUUACCCAUAAACCUACUCAACUUCUGGUUUGUGCUGCAAUAAAAGAGAUGGAAGAUUUUUCAGUUAAGAAAUUUGACUUGGAUACGUUGAAAAAGUGGGGGGCUACACUUAAUAUGGCCAAGGAACUUGGUUUUCAAGUGAGAUUUGCGGAUGAUUUGUUAAGUAAGAAUUGUUUUGCCUACUUUGCUUACACACAACUUUUUGGAUGAGACUAAAAAAAGGAGGUUGGAGAAAUCAAAGGUGGAUCAGCUCUUAUUAUUGAGAAUAAAAGGUGUUUUGCAUUUGCAGCAAAGCUCCCAAAACUUAUUUGGUAUGAUGGACUUUGGGUUUCUAUAUUUACUUUUCUCUAUUUGAACUAUAUGGUUUUGGGUGUCUUUUAUGGACUUGGUGUUUUGCAAUCAUUUAUACUCUAUGAUUUUUGAGACAUUGAUAUAUUUCAUCACCAUGUGCUCAUCUAUGUAUGAAAUUGUGUUGGUUAUUUUACCUAGUUUAUUGUGUUAAAAUCGUAUAUUUA
Molecule: messenger RNA, 1977 nt
Organism: Gossypium raimondii (Peruvian cotton)
Lineage: Eukaryota; Viridiplantae; Streptophyta; Magnoliopsida; Malvales; Malvaceae
Exons: 6
Coding region: 275-1672 (465 amino acids)
Source: RefSeq, a predicted model, not a curated record